Messenger RNA from Cottoperca gobio, 2315 nucleotides. Its product is annotated as zinc finger protein 2 homolog. The record is from RefSeq and is a predicted model, not a curated record. Bases 90 to 2237 code for a protein of 715 amino acids. NCBI's taxonomy places the organism in Eukaryota, Metazoa, Chordata, Actinopteri, Perciformes, Bovichtidae. The transcript has 7 exons.
CGGUCUAUUAGGAGCUAACAACAAACUGCUUCCUAGCUUAUGGUAGUUUGUUAAGGGACUUUAAAAAGUGAAGUUAACUUGCCUUAAUCAUGGAAACGACUGGCACUUCUUAUCAAGUGGAGAACACAGAUGUAUUCCUGCCAUUGUCCUCAUUAAGGCUGCUGAUCCCUCCGCUGCGGCUGCUGUCUGCAGCGAUGUGGCAGGUGGCCGAGCGCAGAGAGCUUCUGGAUUAUGAAAAACUGGAUGACUUUGUGACGCUGGUGACGGCGACAGUGCCGGACCUGCUGGACCCGAAGCAACGAGGCAAACUGCUGCUGCGGCUCAGAGCGAAGAUUAUUCUGGAGUUGUGCAGAAAUGAGGAAACAGCCAACACUUUGUGCAUACAGCCUCACCUAGAACGCAUCCGCCCAGCAGGAUACACAGGAAGUGGAGAUGCAGAGGUGGAUGCAGAGGAGGCCAUUUUUGUGGAGCUCGUCCAAACACUCCUGAAAGAGCCAGCAGAGAGGGAGCAUUUCUACCAGGAAGUUUUUCCAACAGAGUAUGGUCCCUGCUACGACACAAACAUGCAGCUCCUUGUGUGGGAGUUUCUGUGUAAACUGGAGAAACUGCUGCCAGUACCAGACCUCAGUCAGACUGUGUUGUGGCUGACGUCGGCCCCCUCGGUCCUGAAGGACUGUUUGCAGGCGCUCUCCAACCCCGACGACCUGAGCUCUCUCCUGCAGCACCACAGAUGCCUGGAGCACCUUGGAACACAAGGUUCCACUGUGGAGAUGUCCACUCAGGUCUUUGCCUGCUCAGAGUGUCCAUUCUUCCACAUGCAGGAGUCCUACCUGAUGCAGCACAUUGAGCACAGUCACCCUGAGCAGGACAGGCAACAGAGGUCUUCAGAGACAGCGGACGUCCCCAAGAAGAAGGCCCAGCGUCCUGAGUUCCCAAAGCCGUUCCCCAUCCACGACAGGGCCGACCCUCACACGUGCCAGGAGUGUGGCAAAACAUUCACGCGUGCCUCAGACGUGACUCGACACCAGCGGACGCACACAGGUGAGCGCCCGUAUACCUGCGAGGACUGUAACAAGGGCUUCAAGAACUCUUGGGAUCUGACCAGACAUCAGCGCAUUCACACUGGAGAGCGACCUUUUCUCUGCUCCAAGUGCGGCAAACAGUUCACACAGAUGGGGUUGCUCAAGCUGCAUUUCGAACGAACCGCCUGCGGCCAAACUUGCAUCCCGCCCCUCUUCGUUACGACAGAGGUCGUAGUAGCAGAGGAGACAUCAGAGAAAGAGGGCGGUCAGUACAAAUGCCAGAAAUGUGGCGAGAGGUUCAGUAGCAUCUUGGAGCGUCUGAGGCACAGGCAGAGGCAUGUGGUGAGGCGUCAGUACAAAUGCUCCCAGUGUGAGAAGAUAUACAGCCGAGCGUCCGACCUCAAGAGACACCAGAUGAAACACACCGGUGAGCGGCCGUUUGCCUGUGAGUGUGGGAAGAGCUUCACCCAUGUGUGGCUUCUGAAUAAGCACCAGCAGAUCCACACCAGGGAGCGUCCGUACCCCUGCACAGAGUGCGGCAAGAGCUUCACACAGCUCCAGAUCCUUAACAGGCACCGGAUGACUCACAACGGCCAGCGGCCUUUCAAGUGCUCCUACUGCGAGAAGAGCUUCACGCAGCUGGCCAGCCUCACGCGGCACGAAAGAAUCCACACAGGUGAGAGGCCGUACAUCUGCACCACCUGCGAGAAGACGUUCCUCACGCACGGAGAGCUGGUGAGGCAUGAGCGCAGCCACAGUAACUUCAGGCCGUUCACUUGUGGACAGUGCCCCAAGAGCUUUAAAACCAAGCGGGCUCAGGGCGAACACCUCAACACUCACACAGGAGAGCGGCCAUUUGCAUGCACCCGUUGCGGGAAGAGGUUCGCCAAGUCGACCUCGCUCAUCCGACAUAACCUGACUCACACGGGGGAACGCCCCCACCAGUGCUCCCAGUGCGGGAAGACCUUCCUCACCUCUGGGGAGCUUCUCCUCCACAGACGGAUCCACACAGGAGAGAGGCCUUAUCCCUGCUCCCACUGCGAGAGGAGGUUCAGGUGCUCCUCCGACCGCAACAUGCACAUCCGAACACACACGGGGGAGAAGCCACACAGCUGUCAGUUCUGUAAGAAGAGAUUCUCUACUUCUACAAGGCUGAAGAGACACGUGCGCACACACAUGGAGAAGGGUGUAGUUGUGGAGUCAUUGAGUCUUUGAGCUGUCAGGAGCUAAUGAUGUAUUUAUGAGAAGAUGACUGUUGUUGCUUUGUUAUUUAAAAUAAAAAAAUGUCUUUAA